Messenger RNA from Pomacea canaliculata, 5810 nucleotides. RefSeq names its product cys-loop ligand-gated ion channel-like. The record is from RefSeq and is a predicted model, not a curated record. The transcript has 10 exons. Gene Ontology annotation, molecular function: neurotransmitter receptor activity; transmembrane signaling receptor activity; extracellular ligand-gated monoatomic ion channel activity. Lineage: Eukaryota; Metazoa; Mollusca; Gastropoda; Architaenioglossa; Ampullariidae. Bases 1360 to 2676 code for a protein of 438 amino acids. Gene Ontology annotation, biological process: nervous system process; chemical synaptic transmission; regulation of membrane potential. Gene Ontology annotation, cellular component: membrane; neuron projection; synapse.
AGGGAGCUUUCCUUUUUGACACUCCAUGUUACCCUAGGGCCUCCUGCUUCUUCAAGCUCGCCGUGCAGUCAGCGCAUUGUGGCAGCAACCUACACAUCUUCAGCCUCAUCCACUCUCGCGCUUGCCUCGCUCUGCUUCACAGGAAGUGGCUGCACACCACCAUCAGCUUCAGUAGGGACAGGACGCCUGCAACAGCUUCGUGGGCCUGUGUGUGUAUUCGUGUUUACUGUUUACACCUUUUCCUGUGAAUUCUUUUCGCUUCGGAAUAAACCAGCUUCUUUUGCUGUUUAGGCUUAUGCAGGGAGGGGCCUACGUGUGUGCUUAGUGGCUUUCACCUGGAUGUUGCAGUGUGGUGUGUGUGCGCUCUUUGACGGAGUCGGGCAACAGACUUUUUUCCCUGAGACGAAUGGAUGCCGAUUACUGUGUGUACCCCUGGUGCUUAUUGAAAAGGUGACAGAAGACGCAAACAAAGCAGAAAAAGGGACAAUGAGGAUUCCAGACGAGGAUUAGAGGUUUACUAAACAUUUCUUGCCACGUCCAUGGCGCCUCUUGAGGUUGCACUAAUGUUAUGACGAAUGCUGUGCUCGGAGUAAAUUCCUCGCUGGUCAUCACUACGAAGAAAAAAGAGGGAAAGAGUCCUGUAGCCGCCUCUGUGUUCCUGCCUCCACCCGCAGCCACUUCGCCUUCCAUCUGCAAGUGCUCACUUACCUGCAAGUGUGGGUCACGUGACAGCCGCAGGGGCUGCUGACCAGCAAGGACUCGGAAAGAGCCAAGUUCCACAACCUGUCUGAAGAUUACUUGCCCUUUGCCCUUUGUCCUUCGUGGGAUCACAUCAGAAGCGUGGGAAUACAAUUCAAAGGACCUCUAUCUUGUAACAAACUUUACUGUAAAAAUACAAUCGCCAGUUCUUCAGGGUCUAGUUCAGUGAUGACGUCACGGGAAACCAAUUCGCUUACGUCCAUUCAUCUACGGCAUCGUCAUGUCGUCAUGUGAGCUGCGAAACGGGCGUUGAUCAUCAUCAGGACACACGGCAAAGGCGUGCGUGACUCAGUUGCGCGCAUGAGCCAUGGAGAUGGUUACUUCAGAAGUCAGAAGUCAGUGAAGUUCGUCUCCUUGACAAAGUCUCGUGCUUGAAGUUCUCGUGAAAAUAUUUAUCCAGCUCGACUGUAAACAGAAAAACCGGAAAUAGUGGCUACAUUUUCUGGAAGGAGAACAUCAAUCAGUGUAAAGCCAACCCAAACAAACUAUGUAUCAGGCACAUAUAGACCACCAGGACCUUCAGCCACCAUCCCGUGGACAUUGCGUCUGACAGUCGCGUUGAUCGUUUCUCGGGUAUAAGGAGUACUGUCCUCUUCAUUAAUGGCCAGCGUGGCUUACAACUUCAUGGUAGCGGAUCCCAACUCGCAUUCGCGGCGAUACAACGAGCACAACUGUGGUCACGACCCCCGCCGCUCGAGCAGCGUGACCAUUGACCUGGUCAGUGACACAGGAACCGGAACUCACGUCGUUAAACGGAGAAAAAGCCGGAAAAAGUCCACCGCCAUCGUAGUUGUGAAAGAACGGAUUAAGGUGCUCGUGUGCGUUCAGUUCUUCAAGGUUGGUGAAAUCGACACACUCAAGGAGCAGUACACAGCUGACGUCAUAGUUCGGGCAAGAUGGCGGGAACCUUCUCUCGACGGACAGCUGUCGGAGACUUUGGACAAAGGAGAAGCGGAAUUAUACAGAAAUCCGAAAUUAGCUGAAUCCAUGGGCAGCAUAAAGCAAGGAGAUAUGCUGGAACCUGGGAAAUACUGGAAUCCGAAGCUAUACAUAGAAAAUGCGUACGGAGACCCCAAAGAGAACUUCCGGUACCGGGUCAUGUUCAACGAGAAGGGCGAAGCUUUCAUCUCCGAGAAGCGAACCAUCAAAGGGACUUUUAUGGAGAACCUGGAGCUGGAUGAUUUCCCCUUCGAUGUCCAGGACCUCACAGUGACCGUGGCCAGCGAGUUUCCGUCCACAGAAGUGGAGCUGAUUGAGGACUCGGACAACAGACACAUGGUCAAUAAGCAAAGCUUUGUUGACGAGCAAGAAUGGUAUUUGUACUGCCAUACACAAUGUACGAAGUGGGAGCUAAAAAUAGACCCCGUCGACGACGCUGCCAAGCGUUCGGCAAUUUCCGUGAAGUGUCGGGCAGCGAGGCGACCAGGCUACUUUGUGUGGAACAUAUUUAUUGUCACAUUUCUCAUAUGCAGCCUAUCGUUCGCGACCUUCUCCGUGGACAAAAGUCUGCCCCAGAAUCGCCUGCAGCUGGCCUUCACCUUGAUGCUGACCUCAGUGGCCUUUAAGUCGGUGGUCAACCAGAGUUUGCCUCGCAUCUCCUACCUCACCUACAUGGACAAGUACUUGCUGGCCUCCAUGAUUAUGAUGUCAGGAGUGUGCGCGUGGCACGCCGUCGUCAUAACCAUCCUCAACGACCGCGGUUUCGCCGACCACGUGGAGAGCAUUGUCCUUAUCGUCCUCGGCAUUGUCUAUGUCCUGUUCAACGUGGGCUUCAUCAUAAUCAUCUACCUUUUUCCAUGCAAGAAAAGAAGGACGAUGGCCGUGAGAGAUAGAGAACACAAGGAACAAGCCAGAAAGCUCCUGGAAUCGCCUUCAAAAAUCGGGAAGUCAAAAAGUGUCGCGAAAUCCAAGUACUGAAGAAACUAAACGCAUAAACAGUCUCUUUCUUUUCUUCUGAUGACUACAUCUGAUCGUCCGAUGCUGUCUCCAGAAGGUCCCGCCUCUUCUAAGAGCCAAGCCACCCCACGAUCACCAAUUGCGUCCUCUACACACCAACACAAACAAAGAAACUCUACGUUUUUUUCUCAGAAUAAACCUGGAAGGACAGCUUCAUAAGACCGAUGUUUAUCUAGAGAAUUUGUUGCAAAACAUGAUGAAGUAAAUAAACAUUCGUUUUGAAGUCAAAGCAAGCGACAUGUUUAAGGUUCGACUAGCCACAAAGUUCACUUACUAGGAGUAAAGUUAUCCCGAAGGUUUAUUUUGCUGAGCUUACCUUGAUGUCAGGUGUCGAUCUCAAGAACUGUGUCUCGAGCUGCAGUUUUGCGAAUGUGGUCGUGUUUUAGUCAGUAUGUAGUCAGUAUGUAUCAUCAACCAUCAGUCGUGGACCUCAACUUUCUGUCACUGUGUUAGUCUGACUAAGCGUAACCAAUUAAUUCUAUAAAAAAAAUAUGAACGAACGCUCUGCUGUCUGUAGAAUAUUUGGUAUUAUAUUCAAACUGAAUUCUCAGAAAUACAUUACAAUAGAAUGCUUAUUCUACGCCAACAGCUCAAAGUCAUGUUUCCAAACUGAAUAAGAGGAAGGAGCAUCUGAUGAAGGCAACUGUGACAGAUCAGCUUUCUGUAUUAGCUAUACAGUGACAACUUCAUUCUCUAGCAUCACAAAAGGGAUAAAGUAUGUUCCUACAACUUAAAGGUCUUUUAAAAAUCAGUGUGAUUGAGUGGAAACAGGGGGUUCUUGUGUAAACGAGCUUCAAUGUCACUGACUUUCAGAUCGUGGCCUUUGGACGCCCAAUGCAAGAAAGUCCUUCUUGAAGUUUCCCAUUUUAAAGAUAUCUCGUCAGGUCGUAUAUAUUAUAUGUCCCAAAGAAAGCUUACUGGAUUUGCAUAAUUAUUUAUCUAAAUAACCAGUUAUUUUUCACACUUACAGGAUUUUCAAUCACAAGACAAACAUGUUUUUCUGUUUCGAAAGAACAUUUAGGUUAACAGACGAAAUAAUGUCCUUUCUCUCAAUAUAGACCUGUAAAGAAAUGUCCAAAUGUGGAGUACAGCAGAAAUGGACUUGGAGCAUACUUUACUUACAAUUGUCACAUUUUCUAAACUCCUGGGAAAUUGAGUGGCAUUAGCACGAGGAUGCAAACAUAACACACACACUUUUGUUGCAAAUAACAGUGAAUCUUGCCUGUGAUGAAAAACAACCAAGAGAAGUAAGAGGAACAGUCAGUUUUUCCAAAGAAAAAUGUGCCGCUUGUGCGAUGUUUGGAAAAUGGAUGGAUGAAACAUGGAUGAAUAAUGGUGCAGUAAUGCUUACGGACUGUGAUCUGUGCCAGCUGAGAAAAAAAGCGUUAAAAUAUUUUGACAAGUUGCGAUCCCUGUCAAGGGACUUCCUGAUGUUUCUCGGUCUGAACAGUAGGCUGAUGCCGUCAGAAAUUUGACUAUUUCUUCCGCACUUCGUGAUAACAAACUUGUGUGAAACCGGUGUAAGAGUGUAUACUCUUAGAAAAAAACCUGGUGACUCAAAUGUACUGCAGUGGAAACGAUAAUGAUGCUGAUAAGCAGAAGAUGUACUAACUGUCGUUCAGUUCCCUGCCCCCAAAAAUGCGGUUCUUUGUUGACUUUUUUUCUUUUUAAUUUCGGCGGCACGAAGAACUCGAUGAUGAUGAGGGAGGUGAGCUUCUUGAUGCACAGACUCGUCUCCGAAGAAACUGAAGACCAUCGUGCUCGGAACGCAUUCAGUCACUUCUCUUAUUAAUAACUUUUAUUUUCACAGUCGGCGUGUGAAACUUGGUGAGGAUAUCUCCCCGUGACUACUCUCGUCAAGAGCUACGAGCGACAGACCGUGGAAGAAAAUUUUACCAGGGGACGCAACUCCGCAUCCUGUUUUUUGGGAUUGUCUCCCUUUGUAGACUCGACUGAAAUAAAAUAAUUAUCGCCACUGCUCGACACUUUCUUCACUGUGUGCACUGACCUAAAACCUUGGCAACAAGAAGCCUUGAUCACAGGACCAUUUCUGGAAGAGAAGCACGGUGUGAAAGCACAUCAAAGUCUACAAAGUCUUCAACAGGCGAACACUUUUCUCAUUCAUUCAAAUAAGCAAAUAAUGACUAACAACUUUGUUAUGAUGCGUUUCAUGUGUACAGUUUGAUUAAUACUGCAGAAGCUAUGAAUGCAAUAUUAUUCAUUCCCAGACUGCCUUAUUACCCAAAAUUUCAUUUCUCAUGAAAAAUGUGUUCGUUUGUUUAUUUUUACAUAUCAAAGCUUGAAGGUUUUUUUUUUUCUUUUUGUUGUUGUUUAUUUGUUUUAUCGAUUGAUUUUAUUUCGGAUUGUCUUGGUUCAUUUUGUUUAAUUCUCGUGUUUAAUUCAUCCUAAGCCACUUUUUAAGACUUCUUUACUGUGUUUUCAUGCAAUCAAUGAAAAAUGGUAGAUUUCACUUGUUAAACCCUUCGUGUAUUUGAUGUAAUUAGUGCAUUUGUUGUAUUUAAAUUUUUCUUUCUUUUUUCCUAAUUUUGUCGAUUGAAAGAACUGCAUAUCAUUGUGAUAACUGAUUACUUUCUAAAAUCUAUUUUACUCAUGUUUUCUCUAUGGACAUUAUGCAGUGUUUGGCUACUGCCGAACAAGAAAGAAGUUCAAAUUGUAACUAUCAAAUGUUUUGUGCAACUUGAGCUGUGUAUUAUAUUUACAUUAUAGGUUUUGAAAUGAGAAAUGGGGCGGUGGAGGGUACAGGGGAAAAUAUCUACACUGACAGGUAUCUACUUAAAGCAUUUCUCAACCAUUCUGUGCACAAUCGAGAAACAAAAGCAAUUUUUGAUCAGCACGUCAAUCACCAGUAAAGAAAUCUUUUUAAAGAUAUAAACCUAUAUAAACAGGUAUAUAUAAACAUAACAGGUAUGCACAUGAAUGGAUAGCUUGAACAAAACUUCAGUCCACUGAAAAUGGGGGUUUCCCACCGCACCAUUUAAACUCCUGGUUUGCAUAUGUUUUGUUUAAAGUACUUUUGGAACUAUUCAUUCAACGAUGUAUUGUCAGAAAGUACACAAAAAGAAUUAUUCCCUCGA